AUGGAGCAACAGUCUGCCUGGGAGAGCGACAAUGCCGUCAAGCUCGUGGACACUCAACGAGACGCACUCUACAAUUACAACGCAGACGAGCAGAAGAAAAUCAACAGUGCUAGACCAUGGAAAGCAGACCCCCAUCAUUUCAAGUACGUUCGCAUAUCCGCUGUUGCGCUGGUGAAGAUGGUCAUGCACGCUCGAUCGGGAGGGGAGAUUGAAGUGAUGGKCCUCAUGCUGGGCUACGUGGAACAUGAGACGUUCAUCGUCACAGACGCGAUGCGUUUGCCAGUGGAAGGUACCGAAACACGGGUCAACGCACAGGAUGAGGCGAACGAGUACAUGAUCAACUUCCUGCAAAAGUCGAGAGAAUCGGGACAGCUGGAGAAUGCGGUGGGAUGGUAUCACAGCCAUCCUGGCUACGGCUGCUGGCUCUCGGGAAUCGAUGUCUCCACCCAACAUAUCCAGCAACAGUUCUCCGAUCCCUUUCUGGCGGUAGUGAUCGAUCCGCACCGCACGAUCAGUGCUGGAAAGGUCGAGAUCGGUGCUUUCAGAACAUAUCCAGAGGGCUACAAGCCGCAGGGCCAGGAUUCUGUGUCGGAUGGCAUGGCCGCCGUGCCCAUGGCCAAAGCGCAAGACUWUGGCGCGCAUGCGGACAGGUACUACCCACUCGAAGUCUCACACUUCAAAUCCACACUCGACGGGAAGCUGCUGGAAGCUCUAUGGAACAAAUACUGGGUUCAAACGCUAUCCUCGUCCCCACUCGAGACGAAUCACGACUAUGUCACAGCACAAAUCGAGGAUCUCACAGCGAAGACGAAGCAGGUUCUGGACAGUGCAAAGCAGAGACCUGGUAUAACGCUUGGUCCCCAGCGUAAGAAUAAGAGCGGUGGCGACGAGCAAAUGGCCAAGGUGGCAAAGGCGGCCGAGAAGAUUGUCAACGAAGAGAAGACGGGUCUCAUGGCCGCACUCAUCAAGGAGCAGGUAUUUUCCAGCAGCGUUCCGGAGCUUGCACAGGCCGUCAUGGCUGGGGAGGCACAUGGUGCCGACACGGACAUGGCGGACGCAAAGGCGGAGUGA
Molecule: messenger RNA, 1071 nt
Organism: Ramularia collo-cygni
Lineage: Eukaryota; Fungi; Ascomycota; Dothideomycetes; Mycosphaerellales; Mycosphaerellaceae
Product: probable COP9 signalosome subunit 5 CSN5
Exons: 2
Coding region: 1-1071 (356 amino acids)
Biological process (GO): protein deneddylation
Cellular component (GO): COP9 signalosome; cytoplasm
Molecular function (GO): protein binding; metallopeptidase activity; deNEDDylase activity
Source: RefSeq, a predicted model, not a curated record